Ascochyta rabiei is the source of this 1719-nucleotide messenger RNA. RefSeq names its product peptide transporter ptr2. The transcript is spliced from 4 exons. Gene Ontology annotation, biological process: transmembrane transport. The coding region runs from base 1 to 1719 and encodes 572 amino acids. The record is from RefSeq and is a predicted model, not a curated record. Gene Ontology annotation, molecular function: dipeptide transmembrane transporter activity. Gene Ontology annotation, cellular component: membrane. Lineage: Eukaryota; Fungi; Ascomycota; Dothideomycetes; Pleosporales; Didymellaceae.
AUGGCUGCCAACCACGACAUUCAUGAGAAGGACCUAGAGUCAGCAUCUGCGGCCUCACACUCUUUGUCAACUACCGAAGACCAUAUUGCACCUACGAUCGAAGAACAUGCAACCCUGAGAAAGGCUGCUGGUGGCAUCCCUCCGGUUGCAUAUCUUAUCUGUGUGGUUGAGCUUGCCGAACGUGCAUCAUACUAUGGCGCAAAAGGUGUCUUCAACAAUUUCAUGCAAUUUCCUCUCCCUAAGGGUGGCAACGGAACGGGUGCUGUACCCAAGAGCAACCCGAACGGCCAUGCUGGUGCAUUGAAUAAAGGUCUCCAAUUCGCAUCAGCUAUGAGCAUCCUUUUCACCUUCCUGGCCUUCACUAUUCCAAUCUUCGGUGCCUGGUUGGCCGAUGCUAAGAUCGGGCGCUUCAAGGGCAUCGUUUUGGGCGUACUUAUUGGUGGUGUGGCACAUGUCAUCAUGAUUGGUGGAGCCGCGCCUGCUUUGCUAAAAGCUGGCAAAGGCGUCGCACCCUUUAUGAUCAGCUUCAUCCUGCUCGCCGUUGGUGCUGGUAUAUUCAAGCCACUCGUCGCACCUACCUUGCUCGACCAGUAUGAGCAUCAGAAGCCGUACGUGAGGACUUUGAAGAGUGGUGAACGGGUCAUCAUCGACCCAGAGACCACCAUCCAACGCAUUCUGCUUAUCUUCUACGGAUUCAUCAACGUUGGAGCCUUUUUCGCCAUUGCUACAACUUACGCGGAGAAGUACCUGGGUUUCUGGAUCGCUUUCCUCCUCCCUGGAAUUGUUUAUUUUUUACUGCCACUCCUUUUGUUCUUCAUGAACAAGCACCUAGUCAAGAAGCCCGCACUGGGAUCUGAGCUUGUGCAGUUCUUUAAGAUCAUGGGUGCUGCAAUUAAGGGCAACAAGGGAAAGCUUUGGGGCAAGGGUUAUUGGGAUGCCGCCCGGCCUUCAACUCUUGCAGCCAAGGGACGUACCGUUACCUGGACAGACAAGUCUGUCGACGACGUUUACCGUACACUCGAAGCUUGCCAAAUCUUCUUGUACUUCCCUCUGUGGAACUUGAACGACGGUGGCAUCGGCGCUGUUCAAUCGAGUCAGGGCGCUGCCAUGACAACCAGAGGUGUACCGAACGACUUGCUCAGCCAUUUCAACCCACUGACAAUCAUUGUCUUCUCGCCGAUCCUCAGUCAUGGACUCUAUCCUUUGCUCAGACGCUAUAAUAUCAAAUUCGGGCGCAUCAACCGCAUCACGACGGGCUUCAUCAUCGCGGCUAUUUCAGGUGCCAUUGGUGCUAUUGUUCAGUGGCGUGUUUACAAGACAUCGCCCUGCGGCUACUACGCGUCUGAUUGUGAUGGAGUUUCAUCACUCACAAUCUGGUGGCAGCUGCCUAAUGUCAUGUUGGGAGCCAUCUCCGAAGUUUUUGUCAACGUCACUGGUUAUGAGCUGGCUUACGCUCGUGCUCCUCCCAGCAUGAGAUCGAUUGUCAUGGCUUUGUUUUUAUUCAACACUGCGCUCUCGCAGGCACUUGCUGAACUCUUGAUUCCCGUGAUCUCGGAUCCUCAUCUCAUCUGGGUCUGGGCAGGUCCGGCCAUCGCUCUUGUUGCGCAGACUGUCAUUUUCGUCUGGAGGCACCAGGGCAUCAACGAUGAUGAGUUUAUGGUGUACGAGGAUGAGACUCCAGUGGAGAUCGUCCAGGCUGUCGACACGGAGAAAAAAUAA